AUGGCUGCUGCAUAUGACUUACAGCCAUCGAACAGCCAGACUGUGGGCGCAGUUGCUCAACAGCCGCCAAACCAAGAUGCUGUGCUAUGGGCGAGACUGAACGAGCUCCUCCAAAGGUCGGAAGACGACAAGGUAGAUAUCGUGAGGCUGGAAAGCCAGGCUCAAGGCUUGGACGCUGGAGACAACGAGCGACCACGGACCGCACGCGCUCAUACUGGCCAGGCUAGAGAUAGAACAGACGGUACGACCGCAGGCGCAAUCAGCGGUGGAGGGUUGCUCAACUUCAAGAAAAGCUGGCUGUAUGCCAACUCCCGCUUACCGCCGGGCAUGCUACCGUUCAAAGCGUAUCUUUCGACGUGGGCACUCAUCAGCCGCGCAGCGAAAGCGUCUUUAGAUGUGUACGAACGACCGGGUCGCAUGCAGAUGGAUGGAUACUUCAAUGCAGACCCGCGCAACGAUACAAAGGCUCAUUCAUUCAGAGUGCAGGAAGUCGACGAUAGGAAGCUGCUCGUCUGUGCAAUUCGUGGUAGUACAUUCAACCUGUUCGACUGGAAGAGGAAUUUCGGCUUCGCGCCCAAGGAACCCACCGGCUUUCUGGACGAUGAGGGCAAUGGAUGCCACGAAGGCUACCUCCGGAUUGCGAGAUCAAUGAUCAAGAUUGUUGCAAAGCAGCUUCGGCAGCUCAUCGAGCAAGAUCCGUCAUGGGACUCGAGCUAUCUCCUCUUCACCGGCCACUCAGCUGGAGGAGCUGUAGCCAGUCUGCUCUACAUGCAUAUGUUAUCCAAGACCAUCUCGUCCGACCUGACUGAGUUGGCUGGUUUGUUCAAGCGCAUUCAUUGUAUCACGUUCGGAGUGCCGCCGCUCACGUUGUUGCCAUUGCAAACUCCUAGCGGUAAGGGCAGGAACAAAAACAUCUUCCUGUCAUUCGCCAGUGAAGGUGACCUUAUCGUCCGCGUUGACUGGGAGUACAUCAAGUCGCUGGCCAAGCUGAUCGCGGCGCCGGCACCCCGGCUUGAGCAAUCCGGUGGUCGGCAACAAGGCUGCCGUCAGAAAAAGACACAAGAUCAAACCGCACCGCACCCGCCAAAGUGGCCUGUGCCGCCGAGUUCAUUAUCGACAGCAGGCCGAUUGGUUCUGUUGCGAGAAGCGCCAAUCCUCAAUCCUUCUUCAAAACAAACUGGCAAUCAGAGGCCUAAGCUUGAAGCGGUCCAGCUAACUGACGAUCAGCUCCGUGGCACCAUAUUUGGUGACCCUGCGAUGCAUCCAAUGACACUGUACAAGCGGCGUAUCGACGAGCUCAUGAUCGCUGCUGUUACCGGAGCCGAAGUUGGGUGA
Molecule: messenger RNA, 1335 nt
Organism: Baudoinia panamericana UAMH 10762
Lineage: Eukaryota; Fungi; Ascomycota; Dothideomycetes; Mycosphaerellales; Teratosphaeriaceae
Exons: 1
Coding region: 1-1335 (444 amino acids)
Biological process (GO): lipid metabolic process
Source: RefSeq, a predicted model, not a curated record